Molecule: messenger RNA, 305 nt
Organism: Dentiscutata heterogama
Lineage: Eukaryota; Fungi; Glomeromycota; Glomeromycetes; Diversisporales; Gigasporaceae
Source: the annotation of a GenBank genome assembly
GAUUGUGGUACUUUACUUCUUAACACAGGCGAAGAUUUUAUUACAUGUUCUGCUUGUACGUGUAGACAUAAUGCUACUGAAUAUGAAGAUAUCGUGAUAACAACAAAAAGUAAACCAAAAACAUUUCCCUCGAAACUUCGAUCUCGUCAUUCAAAAGUUCAACAACUUGAUAAUUAUAAAGAAGAGAGUGCUUCGAUCAAAGAGAAAUGUCCAAAGUGUGGAAAUGAAGAAAUGAACUAUCAUACUAUGCAACUUCGCUCUGCUGAUGAAGGUCAAACUAUAUUUUAUCACUGUAUAAAAUGCGG